AUGCUUCCGACGGACAAUUGUUUACCCAAAGACCAUAGACAAGCGCAAAAGGUGUUGAAUGGUCUUGGAUUGGGUUAUAAAAAAAUUCAUGCUUGCAAAAACAAUUGCAUGUUAUUCUACAAAGAGUAUGAAACAUUGGAUACAUGCCCUAUAUGCAAAGAGUCGAGGUUCAAGAUGACAUCUCAGAAUAGGAUGACUAAGAUCCCACAGAAAGUCAUGCGUUAUUUGCCCUUGAAACCUAGGCUACAGCGAUUGUAUAUGUCGACUCAUACUACCACAGACAUGAGAUGGCAUAAGGAGAAACGGGUAGACGACGAUGUGAUGCGGCAUCCUGCAGACGGGGAAGCAUGGAAAGAGUUCGAUCGAACGUUCCUCGACUUUGCUGCUGAUCCUCGAAAUGUUAGAUUGGGACUUGGCACUGACGGAUUCAAUCUGUACGGGGUUCUAAACCAACACCACAGCACUUGGCCGAUUUUCGUAUUUCUAUAUAAUUUGCCGCCUUGGAAAUGCAUGAAAAAAGAGUACAUGAUGAUGACUGUUUUGAUAACUGAGGAUCCUGGCAGGUCAAUCGAUGUUUACUUAUGGCCGUUGGUUGAUGAGCUCAAGGAUUUAUGGACAAACGGUGUGCACACGUACGAUAAAGCCACUGGGAAGAUGUUCACUUUGCGUGCAGCAGUGAUGUGGACUGUAAAUGAUUUUCCCGCAUAUGCAAUGGUUUCUGGGUGGAGCACAAAGGGUUAUAUGGCAUGCCCUGUAUGUAAGAAAAAUGUAACUUCUGGUUGGCACACGGGAAAAGAAAAGGAUAAAGAGUUUGACGGGAACAUAGAGCAUCGCCUCAGACCUAGAGAAUGGUCCGGUGAUGAGAUCUUGGAACAGCUAAACCGUUUGAAUUUUUCUCCGUUCGGGAAAACAGUUACUCGGACCAGACCUUCUACACAUUUGAACUGGACGCACAAGUCUAUGUUUUUUGAGCUCCCAUAUUGGUCGAAACUAAAAUUGAGGCACAAUCUUGACGUUAUGCAUGUUGAGAAAAAUGUCUUUGACACAUUGCUGGGCACGAUUCUAGAUAUCGAGGGUAAGACAAAGGACACGAUCAAAGCUCGUCUUGAUUUGGAAAGAAUGGGCAUACGAAGAGGUUUAUGGAUGAACAGGGACGUUGAUAAAACUAGAAGGGAUCUGGUAUUUUUUGCCAUGAAACCGAAUGACAAAAAAGAUUUUCUACAGUUUGUAUCGUCGGUAAAGUUUCCCGAUGGGUAUGCUUCUAAUAUCACGCGUUGCGUGAAUGUUGACGGGGGUAAAUUUACUGGACUGAAGAGCCAUGACUGCCAUGUGUUUAUGCAAUGCCUACUUCCUGUGGGUAUUAGACACCUUUUGCGAGAAGAUGUAGUGAAACCAAUCAUGUUGUUGUCCAGAUUUUUUUCCCAACUGACGGCAAAAACAUUGCGAAAGACAGACAUUAAUCAGUUGCGCCAUGACAUUGUCCAAGUCCUAUGCAAGUUCGAGAUGAUAUUCCCUCCAGCUUUCUUCACAAGUAUGAUCCACGUGAUGGUUCAUUUGCCAGAAGAGGCAUUGCUCAUUGGUCCUAUAAACUAUCGUUGGAUGUAUCUAAUAGAAAGGCUUCUGGGAGAGUUGAAAAAAACUGUACGCAACAGGGCGAAACCUGAAGGAUCAAUUAUAGAGGCUUGGGUUCAAUAUGAGUCGCUUACUUUCUGUGGAAUGUAUUUAAAAGAUGUGGACACGGAUUUCAAUCGUCCUCAACGCAAUAGUGACGGAGGUCUGAGAAAUGAGAAACUUUCUGUUUUCGCCCAAAGCGCACGACCCUUUGGAGAUCCGGUGAAUAAGUUGAAAUCAUCGAAUUCACCCUCUUACAGUGAAGAGUUAUAUAACUUGGCGUUCGGCCCGAUUCGCACUGAAUUAUUCUCGGGUUGCCAUGUUAAUGGCGUCAAGUUUUUGGGGACUGCACGAGAUGACAAGUUGUGUACGCAAAACAGCGGUGUCCAUGUCCCAGGUGGUGGCGAAAGUACUGACAUUGAUUUCUAUGGCAAACUCACAACUGUCGUGCAAUUGCUUUACAAAGACCGAUACCAAGUGAUCAUGUUUAAGUGUCGAUGGUUUGAUACAAACCCAAAUAGGCAGGGAAGUGUUAAAAUAGACCAUGGCUUACUAUCAGUGAAUACUAACAGAACUUGGUAUGAUGACGACCCUUACAUUUUGGCAAACAUGGCAAGACAGAUUGUGUAUCUAGAUGACCCUAAAGCCGGAAGCGGUUGGAAAGUUGCUCAGCGGAUGGAUCAGAGGAACGUGUAUGCUAUACCAGAACUAGACCCAACUGACAACGACGUCGACAACGUCACUGACCAACGGUUGGAAUCUUCCAUGGAAACUGAUGCAGAAACACUUCGAGAUACAGAUGUUAUACAAAAACCGUUUCAGCUUCAAGGAGUGUCUUCAAUCGAAAUACCGAUUCAGUCAAUUACAAUUGACCUCGGUGAUCUUCCGUGCUACAAAGUUCUAGUGGGCCCGAACAACGAAAGUGAUUAG
This is a messenger RNA of Prunus armeniaca (apricot), 2541 nucleotides long. The record is from the annotation of a GenBank genome assembly. Lineage: Eukaryota; Viridiplantae; Streptophyta; Magnoliopsida; Rosales; Rosaceae.